CCCCGAGUGCACCGAAAGUACACACCUGCGUCAUGGCCAAAAAGGAGCUUCCCCCUGGCACCCAAAAGGCCAAAGGAAUGGAAGUCAACAUAUCCGGGUUCUACGGCAUCCAUCCAAUUGAGACGGGAAUCGCGUACUGGUACCGGGGACACUACCUAUACUCGAAGGCCGGCGUGUCCGUCGAACCGAUUCCGUUUGCUACCAAGAAGGGAAUCCACAUUGUCGGAACGACGGUCGACACUGCACCGCCAUUUCACCCGCUCGGUGUGCCUGGCACUCGCCACGAACCUGAGGUUGCCGCACUGCACCGCAGCAUGGCGCAUGCCUGGGAGGACCAAGAGAAAAACAAGAACGAAGAUGGCGGAACUGGUGCGUUCGAGGGCCAGACAGGCGGGAUCCCAGGCAUGACACCGUCCAAUCGUGGAGCAAAUCCCGCGCAAUGUGGUGAGUCUUCGAAUUUGUCAGAGGGCCACUUUCGCCUUGAGAUCCCCAAGAACGAAGCGGAGAGCCACUACAAUGAUCGUGCUAUGUUCUUAGCCCAGUCCGCGCCUGCUUCUCACCGCGGAACACCGACUCCGUCACAAUCAGGGACACCGAAGCCAUGGGGAACGCGCGCCGCGUCGCCAGCGCCGUUGGGUACAGUGGCGUCAACAUCUCAGAUGGAGACAUUGUUGGAGCAAGGACGCGUCAUCGACAACCUUCUUGCACUACAAAAGAAACGUCCAGAUCUUUUGAACCCCCACGCGGUCAACUCAUACCUGAGCGACUUGAACAAGGAGUCCAACCAAGAGCCGUCUCGUCCUGGUUCUCGUGCCACGAGUGGCAUAGCUCUGGCAGAAAUCAAUCCCACACUCCAUCAAUCGCCGUCGCGUGCCCAUUCCCGCGUUCCAAGCGGCAUUUCUCUGGCAGGAUCCAAUGACACACUGCCUCGGUCGCAAUCACGUCAUCCUUCCCGUGUCACGAGCGGUAUCUCCCUGGCGGAACUCAACGACGCGCCCCUUCAGCCGCCAGAUCGUCCGUACUCACGUGGUUCGGGUGGUCUUUUCCUCCUGGGUAACAAACCCAGGGUCACCUCGAAUGUCUCGUCCAGCAGUGCUUCCAUUCACAAGGAUCUUCCUGGUCCCUCGAUGUUCGACCUCGUCCAGGGACGACAAAAGUCUGUGCAGCGCACUGGUCGUACCCGCUCAGACAGUAUGAAAGCUGCUAGCCUUGCCCUGAACGAAGCGUUCAACGACUUCAACAAAGAUAGCAUCGAGAAGGGACCGAAGAAGACCGGAUGUGGCAUCUUGAAAUGCUGCGUGCACGGCGAUAACUGCGACGGAGUCACGGUGAUUAAUGAGCACCUUACCUUGCAGAACAUGAAGGUUAGGGGCUUGAAAGAGGACUAUCCUAUGGUGGCCAAUGAGGGUCGGACGAUGAUCGAUUGGUACGCGCUGAUGAAUGAGGAGCGGGACGCUGGAAAGUGAACUUUUUGUUUGCUUGUGCAAUGGAUGAUGCACUGUUUUGAUUAUGUG
Molecule: messenger RNA, 1514 nt
Organism: Paraphaeosphaeria sporulosa
Lineage: Eukaryota; Fungi; Ascomycota; Dothideomycetes; Pleosporales; Didymosphaeriaceae
Exons: 4
Coding region: 33-1466 (477 amino acids)
Source: RefSeq, a predicted model, not a curated record